Molecule: messenger RNA, 2493 nt
Organism: Tetrahymena thermophila SB210
Lineage: Eukaryota; Ciliophora; Oligohymenophorea; Hymenostomatida; Tetrahymenidae
Product: protein kinase
Exons: 1
Biological process (GO): mitotic DNA damage checkpoint signaling; protein phosphorylation
Cellular component (GO): nucleus; cytoplasm
Molecular function (GO): ATP binding; protein serine/threonine kinase activity
Source: RefSeq, a predicted model, not a curated record
AUGAUAUCUGGAGAAGACGAAAACCAAAUUAUUUAAGUUGGAUAACAAAGAAUCAAGAUAUAUCUAAAAAAAUUGAUAGGUGCAGGUGCUUAUGGUAAAGUUUAUUUAUCUGAUUAUUACGAAAAUGAAUCAAGUUCCCCAAAAAUAUCUGCUACCAAAAUUCUGGAUAAUAAUCAAAAAGAUCUCAUAGAUAUUACUAGAGAAAUUUAAAUAAUUACUUAAAUUGAAGGAGAAAACAUAGUAGAAGCAUAUCUUGCUUUUAAAAAUACUAGUUAAGUAUAUAUCGUUAGCGAAUAUUGUGAGCAAGGUACGCUUGAUGAUUAUUGCAAAAAAAAUAAUUUAAGUAUUUUAGACAUUAUGUAAUUAUUUAAGAAAAUACUUGAAGGAUAUAAAUUAUUAAAGGCAAAUAAUGUAAUCCAUCGAGAUAUUAAACAUGAAAAUAUUCUUAUGAAGAAUGGAAUCCCUAAGAUAGCAGAUUUUGGGUUAGCUAAGGUCACCCGUGAUAAUACUAUACAAAAUGAACAUACACUAAAUAAAGGUACUCCUGUCUAUUCUUCUCCUUAGGUAUUUUAAGAAAUUAGCUACAGUUAUAAAGCUGAUAUUUAUAGCUUAGGAGUUGUUCUUUAUAAAAUGAUUUACAAAAAAUAUCCAAAUAAGAUUUCUAGUUAUAUGCAAUUAUUGAAAUUUAUCAAAUAGCUUUAAAAAAUGCCCAUAUAAUCUGUAAUCAAUUUUGAUGAUAGUCCUGUUGUUAUCUAAGAAAUUAAAGAUCUAAUUUACAAAAUGAUGGCAUAUUAAGAAUGUGAUAGAAUUACCUUAGAAGAUCUUAUUCCAUCUGUUCAGAAAGUUAUAGAUAUAUUGUAAAAAGAAAAUAUUUUAUAAAAAAAUAGAUUUGAAUAAAAUUAAUAAGCUGUAUUUGGCGUCACUCCUUAACCACCAGAGGAUGAUAAUAGUUCAUAUGAAAAUCCACCUAAUAGAGCCAAUACAAAUUAUAACAUGGAAUAAUUUAAUAAAAAUCUUUAAUUGCCUAACACAAAAAAAAUACCCCAAUAGCAGAAUAUGAACAUCUAAGGAUAUGCACAUAAUAAUCAUAACUAAUAGCAAGUAUAGUUAAAUCCUUAGCCAAAUAAUAAUUGUAUUCCAAAAUAAGAAGACUUAUAAAGAAAUUCUAUUUCUUCUCAUUAUUAGAAAGGCUAACAAAAUUAUUUAUAAGAUUGUAAUCUGAUCCCACAAUAAAUUUCAAAUUAAUAUAAUUCAAUUGCAAAUUUUUAGCAGCAAGCAUAACAAAACAAUUUUACAAAUAAUAAUGACAAAUUUCCAUAGUAAAAUUUUGAUUCAGCUUAAAGAUAAUCAAAUGAAAAUUUCUUAAUUUAAAACUAAUAAUCUGCUUAGAAUGUUAUAGGUAUUUAGCCAAAUGAAAAUAAAUUAAAAAAAAGAUUUAAUACACUUUAAGGUGAUGAUAUAUUUGGCUAAACUCCAAAGUAUUCUUAAGAUUUUAAUCAUAUCCCACAAUAAUUUUAAAAUCAAAAAAAUCCAAUUGUAAAUUGUUAGCAGCAGCAAACAUAACAAAAUUAUUUUACUAAUAAUAAUGACAAAUUUCCAUAGUAAAAUUUUGAUUCGGCUUAAAGAUAAUCAAAUGAAAAUUUCUUAAUGUAAAACUAAUAAAAUUAUUCUUCAAAUAAUAAUAAUUAAUUUCCUUAAUAGAAAGCUAUUGAUUUAAAAGGAGGCUAACCUAUCUACUUUUAAUAAAAUUAUUAUUCAAAUAAUAUUAACAACGCUCAACAGUAUGAAAAUAAUAAUAUAAUAAAUUAAAAUGAAAAUUAUUAACAACAACAAAAUCUUUCAAAUAAUAGAAGAAGCUUAUUCAUCCCUAAAUAACUAAUAAAUGCUGAUGAAAAAAAAAAUAUUUAGCUAAAUAAUUAAAAUUAUUAGUAUUAACAAUAAUAAUAAUAGUAAUAAAUUAAUCAAAUUCCUAAUACAAACAGAGCAAAAACAUUAUAAGGCAUGGAUAAGAAUGAAUUAAUAUAAAUUUAAAAAGAAAUGAACAAUCUAUCCAUUAACCAACCAAACUAAAAUCAAACUCAUUAAUAAACCGCACAAAAUAUAUAACAAUACCCCAUACAAAAUAUUAACUAAGAUAUUAAUGGCUAAAGAAAAGAAAUUAAAUAAAAUGAAAAAUAUCUUUAGCUUUAAUUACCUAAAAACUAUUAAAUCUAAGAAUAAAAUUUGAACAAUUUAACAACUAAAAAUUAAUAAACAUAACCAAUAUAACCUAUGUAAGUUUAAUAAAACAGUGGUUAGUAAAUUUAGAAUAUCUAGCAAUAACCUUUUAUAGUAUAAUAAUAAACUUAAUAUUAGUAAAACAUUUAACCAUAAUUACAGCCAAGUUAGUUAUUCAAUAAUAUUAAUUAGUAAUAAUCAAUUACUGAAUAAUAAAACAAAUUUCAUUUCUAAUAAUUCCCAUAAUAUAAAUCUAAAACAGCAUAAUUCUAAUGA